AUGUCAUUCGCCAUUACCAGCGCCGCGGGUCCCGCUCGGUUAUCACAAAUGUCGCGACGCGCAACCUCUACAAGCUUCUUCAUGUUGGCCCUCUCCGCAUCCUCAAUGGGGGCGUCUGGACAAUCUAGCCGGUCUAGCCAAGUGCAGUACGCCCCGCCAACCUGCCCCCUCAACAGGAACACCUCGCCUGCUACAAUCGGGCUGCGAUCGUUGCAUUCCACUUCACACAAUUGGAAAGCCAUGCCACAGUUCACCUACCAUGUCGCUGCAUCCUAUUCGGCAAAACAAGACCGUUUCAAUGCGGAGCAGAACCUCUUCACAAACCCGCCCUAUGACCCCAGCAUAAGCAAGGAUACCGAUGUACGAGAGUGCAAGGGAGCGUUGGACAAGCGGCGUCGGGCAAAGAGUGGUCAAGAUGCUUUUUUUUACAGUCAGGUGGGCAACACGAACACGACGGCAUUUGGUGUAGCAGAUGGUGUAGGAGGAUGGGUCGAAUCUGGCCUGGACCCCGCCGACUUCUCCCAUGGAUUGUGCGAGUACAUGGCUUGCGCUGCUCGAUCAUGGCCGCACGGCUCGAACACGACUUCGUUACACCCGAGAGACCUGCUACAGGUCGCUUAUGAUGAAGUGACCGAGGACCGCAGCAUUGAAGGUGGAGGCAGCACAGCCUGUCUGGCCGUCGCAGAACCAAACGGCCAUGUCGAAGUGGCCAAUCUGGGCGACUCAGGAUUCAUGCACCUAGGUUUGAACGCCGUGCGACAUUUCACGCAGCCCCAGACGCACGCCUUCAAUACCCCGUACCAGCUCUCCAAGACGCCCAAGCGCAUGCUCGUGCAAAUGGCUGUGUUUGGUGGACCCGCAGCACUAUCAGACUUGCCCAAGGAAUCGAGUGUGACGCACCACAAAGUGCGCCAUGGAGAUGUGCUCGUCUUUGCAACAGAUGGCGUAUGGGAUAACCUCAGCCCACAGGAUGCACUAGGCAUCGUCAGUCGCCACAUGGUUGACCUAGGUGCGUGGGUAGAGAAGGAUGGAACGCUGGAAGUUGGACAUGAUCUUGCGAAGCUGGUGCAAGCGGAUUCAGCUCGCAAGGCAGAUAGCGGGUCCCUCCAAGCUAAGAUUGCAACAGCGAUUGCGAAGGAAGCCAAGAUAACUGGAUUGAACACUCGCCGAGAUGGACCAUUUGCAAGGGAAGUGCAAAAAUACUACCCUGGAGAGAACUGGCAUGGUGGCAAACCCGACGACAUCGCUGCUGUUGUAGCUAUUGUGCUUGAGCAGGCACCGCCCCGCGCAAAAUUAUAA
Plenodomus lingam JN3 is the source of this 1299-nucleotide messenger RNA. RefSeq lists its product as uncharacterized. Gene Ontology annotation, molecular function: protein serine/threonine phosphatase activity. NCBI's taxonomy places the organism in Eukaryota, Fungi, Ascomycota, Dothideomycetes, Pleosporales, Leptosphaeriaceae. The record is from RefSeq and is a predicted model, not a curated record. Gene Ontology annotation, biological process: protein dephosphorylation.